AUGAGGUUUCUGAGGAAAAAGCCCGGACCUUCCUUGGAAGAAACGUCAGGUCAAAUUGGGGAGAAAAUAUCCGCGUUGGACGCCAAAAUCAAUGCAUGCAAUUUGGAACUCGCAAAAAUCAAAACUGCAAUGGCAUCGGCUAGGGCACCAUCUGCAACUUCUUUGGCCAAGAAAAAAGCGUCUGAGAUAUUACAGAGAAGAAAGGUAUAUGAGACGCAGCGGGACAGUCUUGUAGCCACGCAGCUUAAUAUCGAUCGCUCUGAAUAUACCCAUGCCCAAAUAAAGACCGCCAAUCUCAUGAAGGAUGCUUUGGCUACCUCUCUAAAGACAAUGAAGAAGGAGGCUAAAAAGGUCAAUCUCGCCAAAAUUGAGAAACUGCAAGACGAGAUUGAAGACAUGAACAUGUAUGCGGAGGAAAUAUCUGAUGUCUUGGGAAGACAAUACGAGGUCCCAGAGGAUAUCGACGAAGGCACCCUGGAUCUCGAGUUUUCUAUGCUAGACGAAAGUAUACUGGAUGAGGCAUUCAACUCCCUUGAAGAGAAUGCAACUAGCAAUCUCAACUUUGAUGAGGAAACUAGUCAAACGGGAGAAAGAGAGGAACCACAAAUCGGUGAUAUGUCGCACAUUGAAGGUUACUAUGGAACUGGGAUUAAACCCUUUAAUGUAACGGUUCAGUUGAAAGAAAUAUACAAUACGUAA
Messenger RNA from Theileria equi strain WA, 699 nucleotides. RefSeq lists its product as hypothetical. The record is from RefSeq and is a predicted model, not a curated record. Lineage: Eukaryota; Apicomplexa; Aconoidasida; Piroplasmida; Theileriidae. Gene Ontology annotation, biological process: late endosome to vacuole transport via multivesicular body sorting pathway; vesicle budding from membrane. Gene Ontology annotation, cellular component: multivesicular body. The transcript has 7 exons. Bases 1 to 699 code for a protein of 232 amino acids.